This is a messenger RNA of Paramecium primaurelia, 353 nucleotides long. The record is from the annotation of a GenBank genome assembly. Lineage: Eukaryota; Ciliophora; Oligohymenophorea; Peniculida; Parameciidae.
AUGAAGAAUUUUUCAAUUUCUUUCAUAAAAAUUGUAAAAUAUUAUCCUAGAUUUAAUUUUGCUGAUUUACUUAAGCAAACAGAUUCAAAUGAUGAGAAAGUGUAUUUCACAAAAGAAGAUGGUAACUUUUUUGAUUUCAAGUGAUCUAGAAAAAAUAAUGUCGAAAUUAAUGAAAAAAAUAUAGGAGAGUAAUGAAAAUUAAAUGAAUAAAGAUGAAAAGGAAGUAAAAAUGCCAAAAGAAGAACUUUAAGUAAAUAGAUGUUUAAUUAUAUAAGAAAAUUUUUAGUAAUUAUAGAGUUACAUAUAAUGAAGCUUUAUUGAAAGAAAUAUUAAUCUGGAGAAAAAAAAAUUGA